Molecule: messenger RNA, 984 nt
Organism: Sodiomyces alkalinus F11
Lineage: Eukaryota; Fungi; Ascomycota; Sordariomycetes; Glomerellales; Plectosphaerellaceae
Product: S-adenosyl-L-methionine-dependent methyltransferase
Exons: 4
Coding region: 1-984 (327 amino acids)
Molecular function (GO): methyltransferase activity
Source: RefSeq, a predicted model, not a curated record
AUGUUCCAAGAGAGACUAAAAAGUAUCGACAGGAAUUCCGAGUCCAUCACGGAGAGCAUCGCCAACUUCCCUGAACGGUUUGGUCGGACCUACCACGCGUAUCAGGAUGGCUCGUACCGCUUCCCCAACGACUCGCCCGAGCAGGAGCGGCUAGAACUCCAAGGGCUUGUCAUGGCAGAGCUGUUCGGCGGGCGGUGGUAUCUCGCUCCCAUCACAGCCAACGGGCCUCCGCGCCGCAUUCUCGACGUCGGCACGGGCACGGGCAUGUGGGCGCUAGAGAUGGGAGAUCGCUUCCCCGAGGCCCGUGUGUACGGGAUCGAUUUAUCGCCCAUACAACCCACCGCCGUGCCGUCCAACGUCCAUUUCUUUGUCCAGGAUGCCGCCCAGCCAUGGGACUGGAAUGAGCCCUUCGACUACAUCUUCAUCCGAAGCAGCCUCGGCUCCUUCGGCGACUUCAAGAACGAGAUCAUCCAGCAAGCCUUCGACAACCUGGGCCCGGGCGGCUGGUUCGAGGCGCAGGACUUCAACUGCGAAGGGCACUCGGACGACGGGACGUUGACGCCCUCCAGCGCCCUCCAGCGCUGGUUCGACGAAAUGAACAUGGCCAGCCGGCUGGCGAACCGGCCCCUCUCCGUGGCGCACGUCUUCAAGCAGUGGUUCCUGGAGGCCGGGUUCGUCGACGUCCACGAGAAGGUGUUCAAGGUUCCCAUGAACGGCUGGGCCAAGGACCCGAGAUACAAGGCCCUUGGUAGGCUCUGGGAACAGAACAUGUUGAGUGGCAUUAGCGGGUUUUCCUUGUCGUUGUUUACACAAGUGUUGGGGCGCAAACCUGAAGAAAUUGAGGUCUCACUUGUGGACGUGAGAAAAGAUAUUUCCAACCUUUAUAUCCACACGUACGCCAAAAUCUACGUCGUCUACGGCCGGAAACCGUUCCCACACGAGAUGACAUCGACGACGGCCGAGGAAGUUGGCAUGACGACAUGA